AUGGCGGCGAUCGGUGUUUUAGAAGACUCCGUUUGGAAGAAAAGGAAACGUAUGAGAAUUUUUGAAAGAAAGAAAUUUGAUAUUAACGAAAAAGUUGAGGUGAGGAGUGUUGAAGAAGGGUUUCGGGGUUCAUGGCAUCAAGGAACUGUUAUUUCAUGGGAUAAGAGAGGGUGUCACGUAAAGUAUGAUCAUCUUCUUCUUGAUGAUGGUUCCGAUAGGCUGGUCGACAUCGUCGGUGUUUCUCCUGUAAUGAAUGUUUUUUCUUGUCCGUGUGAGACUCACUAUAACUGUCGAGCGACUAUAAGGAAAUUACCACCUAAACUAGAGUUCUGCAAAUGGAACCUUUACUACGGGCUCUGCAUUGAUGUAUGGUAUAAUGAUGCUUGGUGGGAAGGUGUGAUUUUGGACCAUGAAUAUGAUUCAGAGAAGAGGAGAGUUUUCUUCCCUGAUUUGGGUGAUGAAAUGACUGCUAAAAUCGACAACUUACGGAUUACUCAAGAUUGGAACGACUUCAAAGAGGAGUGGCAACAACGAGGAACCUGGUUGUUUCUUGAGUUGAUUGAACAAUAUGGGCAAGAGUGGUUUCUUUCUGUUUCUGUGCAACAAUUUUGGUAUGAUUUACGGGAAAAAGACGAUUUUCAAAAUGUUAGAGAGUGGACAUUUUCUUGUGAGUCUUUGUGGAAAGAAUUGGUACUGGAAGUAAUAAAAGAUAACCAUAAAAUCACCGUGGAUCAUUUUGUGAAGGUAUUAGGCCUUCCUGGUUCCUCCCAACCAGAAUCCCAAUCGCAAGAGGAGCCUGCUAUACCAGAUGCAGAUGUUAGUAUGGGUACUGAUGCAAAUUUAGGUGAUACUUUUGCUAUUGUUCCCGUUAAGAAUCAAUUUAACAAUCAAUUUAACAGUACUUUGUUGAGUCCAGACAAAGCUAUAAUUACGCCGAGUCAAGAGAAAUCUAGUUCUGGUCAGUCGAUGCAUAUUUUCAAGGAUGAUAACAAUGUUUUGGCUGAACCUAACGAACCCUGUGCUGAUAAUGCUGUCUGUAGUUUACCUGAGGCUUUGAUGGUCUCACCCUCUGUUGCAGAUGGAAUUUCCUGCAUCUGUUCUGUAACUAGCAAUGAAGGAUUUUCUGGAACUGAUACAGAUAUGGCUGAAAGGAGGGCUAAACAUUCAGGGCCCAAUGUAACUGCUACAUGGAUUCCUGCUGACCCUGAGCUUGUUUCUAAAGCUGAGUCAUGUCCUGAUGUCAUUGCCAAAUACAUUCAUGCUGGUAAGAAACCCAAUAAUUCUCUGCUAACUGACGUUAGGAAGCAUCUUCUAUAUCAGGGAUGGAAAAUGGAGUCUAAGCAAUACGGAAAACUUAUCAGAUGGCGAUACGUCUCACCAACUGGGCACCUUUAUUACUCUCUUUAUCAGAUCUGUUUAGAUCUGACCGAUCACUCCAGAAAGCAUAUUUGUUCAAACACCAAAGAUGUACAUGUUGAACCAAACGUCAACCAUCUAGGUGUUGUUGAACCAAACAUCAGGGUACUACAUUUUGUUGAACCAGAAUAUUGCCCUCAAGCUGUUUUGGAGUGGUCUAAGGCUGAAUUGGAUGAGAUUCGCAAAUGCAAGAGAAGUCAUAUGACACUGAAGGCAAAAAAGCAUCUCUCAUGGCUGGGUUGGGUGUUUCACUAUGCUUCCAGUAAUGGAAGGCGCUAUUUGUGUUACACUUCACCAAGAGGAAGGAUGUACCAGUCACUUAGGGAAGCCUGCAAAAUCUGUAUAAAAGAAGGUGGAGUUUCUCAAACUGAUGCUACUCCUAGAUCAGUAGAAGAAAUUAAUGCUGUUGAGGAGAUUGAACGUCAGUUAGCAAGUGAAAAGCUUUCUUCUGCACUUGCGACCCUCGAUAUCCAGAGAAGCUCUAUGCCAUCAAAUACUGAAUCUGAAAACUGGUCCAAGAAGUGUUAUUCGAGAUUUGAGGGAAGAAAUGUUGUUGAGCAAAGUAGAGUCAGUCAGAGAACUCAAAAGCCUAAAAGGAAGAGAAGGGAUAGUUCAUCAUAUCUUGCAUUUCACUUACAAAAAGGGCGAGCUGACUUACCUGUUAAAUACACUAGGAUCUCAAGAUUGAAAGGUGGAAAGUCACCUUCGACAUUGAUCAAACUAAGAGAGAAUCUGAAAGGUAGUCAACACAACCGUGUGCUACGAUCAACAAAAAGAGUGCAACAGACUGUAACUCCUAGUUCAUUGCAUCAAAAUUCACGAACUGUGCUGUCUUGGUUAAUAGACAAAAAUAUUGUUUUGCCAAGGUCAAAAGUACAUUACCAGAGGAAGGAACAGAGGUUGAAAGCUGAAGGGAGGAUAACUCGUAGUGGAAUUAUGUGCAAAUGUUGUGACAAGGUAUACACUCUUGGCGGUUUUGUAGCACAUGGCGGCGGUGAAAACCACAGACCAGCUGCCAAGAUAUUCUUGGAAGAUGGAAGGUCUCUAUUGGACUGCCAGAUGCAAAAUUCCCAGUUAGCAUGCAAUUGCCAAAUGGACAAGAACGAUGACAUUUGUUCUGUUUGUCAGUAUGGCGGUGAACUAAUUUUAUGCGAUCAAUGUCCAUCCUCAUUCCAUAAAAACUGCCUUGGUUUAAAGACUGUUCCAGAUGGUGAUUGGUUCUGUCCAUCAUGUUGCUGUGGGAUUUGUGGUCAACACAAUCUUAAAGAUGGUGCAAAUAUGGUGUAUGACAGACUUUUCACUUGUGCUCAGUGUGCGCAUAAAUAUCAUGUUGGCUGCAUAUGCAGUGCACGGGCAGAUAGGUUGGAAAUAUGUGCAAAAGAAAAUUGGUUUUGCAGCAAAAAGUGUGAAGAGAUAUCUUUGGGCCUUAGUGAGCUUUUAGGGAGACCAAUUCCUGUUGGAUCAGACAAUCUAACAUGGACAUUAAUUAAAUCCGUGCAGCCAGAGAGUCAUGAUCUUGAUGCUUCAGAUAAUGAAACCAUGGUUGAGAAUUAUUGCAAACUUAGCAUUGCGCUUGAAGUGAUGCAUGAGUGUUUUGAGAAUGUCAAAGACUCUCGCACUGGAAGAGAUCUUGUUGCUGAUAUUAUAUUCAGUAGAAGCUCACAACUUAACCGCUUGAACUUCCGAGGCUUCUACACAAUACUUCUGGAAAGACAUGAUGAACUCAUUACUGUUGCCAAUAUUAGGGUUCAUGGAGAAAAGGUGGCCGAAAUGCCUUUGAUUGGUACCAGGUUUCAACACCGGCGACUCGGAAUGUGCAGCAUUUUGAUGAACAAACUUGAGAUGAUGCUAAUGGAGUUAGGAGUAGAGAGGCUGAUAUUACCUGCUGUCCCUGAUGUGCUACACACAUGGACUGGUUCAUUCGGAUUUUCAGAGAUGACGCCAUCCCAGAGAUUAGAGUUUGUAGAUUUUACAUUUUUAGAUUUCCAGGGUGCUACCAUGUGCCAGAAGCUUUUGCUCAAUAACCCUUUACCGGAAUCAAGCAUAUCAUUUGGAUCCCAGUUUGAACUUCAUAGCGAUAAUGUAGAUGAUGGUCGGUCUGAUUCAGUCUGUGAAGUACGACUAACAGAGGAAUAG
Messenger RNA from Hibiscus syriacus, 3552 nucleotides. RefSeq lists its product as uncharacterized. Gene Ontology annotation, biological process: negative regulation of DNA-templated transcription. The transcript has 10 exons. The record is from RefSeq and is a predicted model, not a curated record. Gene Ontology annotation, molecular function: acyltransferase activity, transferring groups other than amino-acyl groups; transcription corepressor activity. Bases 1 to 3552 code for a protein of 1183 amino acids. NCBI's taxonomy places the organism in Eukaryota, Viridiplantae, Streptophyta, Magnoliopsida, Malvales, Malvaceae.